AUGAAGAUCUUCCUCUUCCCCCUAAGUGAGCAGUUUGGAACUUGGUUGAACCAAUUGACUCUGCUAUCUCAGAUUGAAAUUCCUCGUUGGUUAAAUAUUGAUUACGAAAACGAAGAUACCGUAGUGCUCCACGUUUUUUCGGAUGCUAGUAAAAGAGCCUAUGCCACAUGUACAUUUUUAAGAGCUGAAACCAUCGAAGGUGUAAAGGUUCAGUUAGUAAGCGCAAGAAGUCGAAUAGCCCCUAUUAAGGAACUUACGAUUCCACGUCUUGAACUUCUCUUCUGUCUGAUAGGUGCCAGGCUUGCCAAAACAAUUCUGUCAGAUUUGAAACUUGAGAACUGUAGAACAGUGUUCUGGAGUGAUUCUUCUACAGCUUCGGGGUGGAUAAGAAGAGAUCAAGCAUGGGGUACGUUUGUUCAUAAUCGAGUACAAGAAAUAAGAUCGCUUACCAGAAUAUCCGACUGGAGGCAUGUACCUGGAUGUUUAAAUCUAGUGGAUCUCCCAUCCAGUGGAUGUACUAUUGAGCAAUUACAGAAAUCGGCAUGGUGGGAGGGCCCAUCGUGGCUUUACUUACCAGAAGACGAUUGGCCCCAUGUAGAAGAAAAGCUUGAUGAAGAACUUAUAAACAAAGAAAAAAGGAAAACGAUUCUGACUCUUCUAGAUUAUGAAGACAAUUUGGACUGGUACUACAAAUACUUCUCUUCAUAUAGAAAAACCGUGAAAAUGAUCGCUUGGAUUUUCAGGUUUUAUCACAAUUUAAAGAACAAAGAUAAAAACCUCACUCCUGAUGUCUCAGUUGAUGAAUUGGAGAAUGCUGAAAAGGCACUUUGUAGAUUGGUACAGAAAGAAUCAUUUACAGGCAUAAAAGAUCCCGCCAUUCGUGCGCUGAGACAAAUCGUAGACCGAAAUGGAAUUUUAAGAGCCAAUACGAACGUCCUACAGCGUCAAGAUAAUGAAAAUUUCCGCUAUCCUAUCAUUUUACCUUCAAAACAUAUUCUUGUUGAGAGACUAAUUUACGAGAAACAUCUAGAACUCCAGCAUGCUGGUGUCAGCACUUUAAUGACAAAUCUUAGAGAAAACUUUUGGAUAUUAAAAUCCAGGAAAAGUAUUCGAAAUAUUCUAAGAAAAUGUGCAAGAUGUAAAAGAUUUGUUACACAAAGAGUGGAAGUCGAGCCAGGAUUUCCACCCGAAGAUCGAGUCAGAGAAGGGGCGACUUAUGAAGUCGUCGGUGUAGAUCUAGCAGGUCCCCUCUAUCUCCGUGAGGGGUCUAAAGCGUAG
Molecule: messenger RNA, 1278 nt
Organism: Stegodyphus dumicola
Lineage: Eukaryota; Metazoa; Arthropoda; Arachnida; Araneae; Eresidae
Source: RefSeq, a predicted model, not a curated record